Molecule: messenger RNA, 753 nt
Organism: Pyrus x bretschneideri (Chinese white pear)
Lineage: Eukaryota; Viridiplantae; Streptophyta; Magnoliopsida; Rosales; Rosaceae
Product: probable calcium-binding protein CML27
Exons: 1
Coding region: 1-480 (159 amino acids)
Molecular function (GO): calcium ion binding
Source: RefSeq, a predicted model, not a curated record
AUGGCAACCAACGGAGCCCCAACCUCGACCGGCCCCAAACCCGUCGUCACCGACGAGGUCCAGAAGGUCUUCAAAAACUUCGACGCCAACGGCGAUGGCAAGAUCUCCGUCAACGAGCUCGGCAACGACCUCAAGGCCCUCGGCUCCAACGUCUCCGGCGACAAGCUCAAGCGCGUCAUGGUCGAUCUCGACACCGACAACGAUGGCUUCAUUUGCCUCGACGAGUUCAACUCCUUCUGGGUCUCCGGCUCCAAGGACGGCGGCGCCGCUGAGCUCAAAGACGCCUUCGAUCUCUACGACCAGGACCGCAACGGCCUCAUCUCCACCAACGAACUCCACCUGGUGCUCAGCCGCCUCAACUUGGCCUGCACGGUCGAGGAUUGCAACCGGAUGAUCAAGUCCGUCGAUGCCGACGGCGACGGGAAUGUGAAUUUCGAGGAGUUCAAGAAGAUGAUGGGGCACAGCGUCUCCACCAACUGAACCACCGCCAACGCCGCCGUCUAGUGCCGCCACACGGUAGUCGUCGCUCUCAAUCUACAAGCUGAUUUUAAAUCCGAACUCCAUCUCUUGGAAGUUGACAAAGUUAGGGUUUAACUUUUGAAACAUAGGGAAAUAAUAUACGUGUAGAUUAGAUCAUCAACUGGAUGUGGAUAUCGAAAAAUGGGAUCUGAUCUCAUCCUUCUCUUUAAUAUGUGUAGUUUUUAUGAUUAUAUUGUGGUUAAUUUGCUCGAAAUCGCAUCACAUUUCCCUCUA